Ambispora gerdemannii is the source of this 120-nucleotide messenger RNA. The record is from the annotation of a GenBank genome assembly. Lineage: Eukaryota; Fungi; Glomeromycota; Glomeromycetes; Archaeosporales; Ambisporaceae.
AUGGAGCAUAUCGAUAUAUCGAUUUUGGUUGGGCUUAACCCAGAGCAUGUUGCUCCAUUACGAUCAACAACCCUAAACAUAGCGAUAGAACUCUCGAAUUGUCUAAUGUUACCAAUGAAC